AGAGCAUCCCUGAUUCCCAGCAACAAACAAGCAGGGACUCAAAGAAAGAGAGAGAGAGAGAGAGAGGAAUGACGAAGAACCCGGUCACAUUUCUCAGGCACCUGACAACGUGCCGCUUAUUUUAGGACGCGUGUUGCUUAUUGAUGAGAGGGGGAGUGUUUAAUCUACUUCCACUCUGGUGGUGCGUGAAUGGGUGACUGUACACGGCAAGCAUCUGAUUGCGCUGGGAUCUCUGUAAUUCAGAGAACACCCCUCACACAGAUCAUAUCCUGCCACAGACACAGACGGACCAGAGAGCAGAGCAGCAGCAGCAGCAUCCUGAUCAGCCCGGAUCAAUGAGACUGAUGUCCUUAUAGUUUCACCAGACGCAUUCCAUCUCGGAACAGGCUGUCUCAUCGCUGAGGGUGUUUCUGCCCAUGCUCCGCGCACAGUCCUCCUGUGGGUCAGAGCUGCGAGAUAGUACACUGUGUACAUAUGCUUUUUGCAGCCCCAGAGCCUCUCACUUCUCAUAACGAAACUCCCGAGUGACAAGCGGCAGAAAGCGGUCCGGCGGUGAAACGAAGUCCACGAUUAUUCCACCUGAGAACGAGAAUCGACGAGAGAACAUGGAAAACAGUCCUGGUGGUGGUGUCAUCCUGUACGCCGGCUCAUCCGGCAGCGCCAGUCCCAGUCCCGGAAGCCCGUCCAGCGGGUACCAGACCCAGUCGCCGUCCUCCCACUCGCAGCCCUCAUCCCCGGAGGACCUCUCCUUCCAGGAGAUCGGGGUGCCGAAGCAGAGGGGAGACCACGGGGGAGGAACCGUUUCCCCCAAAAUGGUCUUCCAGUUCCCGGAAGUGAGCAACGCUCCUGUUGCUCACAUUACGACGGCCUCAGCAGCGUCCUACAGCCAUCCCACAGCUGCCAAACGGUCCUGCAGUUUCACCGGGACAUUCACCAAGACUGGAGGUAUGGUGCUUUUAUGUAAGGUGUGUGGAGACAUCGCGUCCGGCUUCCACUACGGGGUCCACGCCUGCGAGGGCUGCAAGGGUUUCUUCAGACGCAGCAUCCAGCAGAACAUCCACUACAAGAUGUGCGUGAAGAACGAGAACUGCCUCAUCAUGCGCAUGAACCGCAACCGGUGCCAGCACUGUCGCUUCAAGAAGUGUCUCUCCGUGGGCAUGUCCAGAGAUGCCGUGCGUUUUGGCCGUAUUCCCAAGCGGGAGAAGCAGAGACUAAUGGACGAGAUGCAGAGCUACAUGAACAGUAUCAACGGACCAGCCUCCAUGGAGAUGGACGUGGCGCCUCCGUCCGACGGCCCCUGCAGUCCGCACAACCAGACCAACGCCGGACCCGGCUCUCUAUCGCAGUCUUACCCCAGCGAGGAGAAGCCGCUAAAGAUGGCCGCAGGCGGCAGCCGAGGGACUCCUUCUUUCCAGGGCGGCACAGUGCAGGACCACCUGGCGGCCCAGAACCUUAACCCAGCUCAGCACAGGGUGCCGGCGGAGCAGCUAAACGUUGCAACGAGCUACCAUCUCGCCGCAAACUUCCCCGCUGCAGCCUGCAGCAACGCGAGCUCCACAAGCACGAAUGUCAGCAACGCCAACUACUCCUUUUCCUCCAAUCAGAACCAGUGUCCGGUUAGCGGCAGGAUAUCACCUCAGACCUUCACAGCCAGUCAUGGUGUCACGCCUGACAGAGAUAACCAGAACCCAACAUCCUGUCCGUGGAAGCUGAAUGUAGGCGCCAAAGUGCUUGCGUGCCCUCUCAACCCGUGUCCCGUGGCGCCGUCCAGUCGCUCCAGUCAGGAGGUGUGGGAGUCGUUCUCCCAGUGCUUCACCCCUGCUGUGAAAGAAGUGGUGGAGUUUGCAAAGAGCAUCCCCGGCUUCCAAACCCUGAGCCAGCACGAUCAGGUCAUGCUGCUCAAAUCUGGCACUUUCCAGGUACUCAUGGUGAGGUUCUGCUCAUUAUUCGACCCCAAAGAGAGAACGGUGACCUUCCUCAACGGCCAAACGUACUCGCUGGCAUCACUGAGGGCUCUGGGUAUGGGCUCCCUGCUGGAUGCCAUGUUUGACUUCAGUGAGAAGCUGGCGUCUCUGGGUCUGGAACAAGAUGAGAUGGCUCUGUUUAUGGCCGUUGUCCUGGUGUCUGCCGACCGCUCCGGCAUUGUGGAAGUGGGAGCAGUGGAGCAGCUGCAGGAGAACCUCAUAAAAGCUCUGCGUUCCCUCAUCACCAGUCGCCGGCCCGACGACAGCACGCUCUUCCCGAAGCUGCUGCUGCGCCUGCCGGACCUGCGCACACUGAACAAUCAGCACUCGGAGAAGCUUUUAGCUUUCCGCAUAGACCCUUAAGUUAACAUUUGCUCGCAGAGUCGCGAGGUUUCCGCGUUUUGGGGGUCCCUCUCUGCUCCCCGUGCGAGCCUCGGUCUGCUAGAUCUGCGCACCGUGGCCGCUGCAUGUCGGACAGCUGUUUCGGAAGCCGUGCCAAGUUUAACUCCAUGAGGGCGAGGACUGAAAAAAAAACAAAAAAAAAACAGAGGAGAACAUCAGCACAACAGGGGGUGGCGGCUCCUCAACUUCCGAGCUUCCAGCUGGACAGCCAAGAAGAAACAGACUGUAUUCUUCCAUUAGUUUCUUCAAGUCCAUGUUCAUACCGUCACCUUUCCCUCGCCCAGCCUCUGGAGUUUAUCAGAGACGAACUUUAUGUACUGAAGACCAAAAGAAAAAAGAAAAAAAAAAGGACAGAGCUUGUUUUUUUUUUUUUUUCUUCUCAUCAGUAAAUGUUCUGCUAUUCCAGCUCAUAAAGCUAACAAGAAGCACAGUCACUUGCUGAGAUAAAAAGAAACAUUUGCCAAUCCAGACUUCUUAUUACGCUCUUCCCAUGUAUAAAAGAAAACAGCAAAUCUGAAUAUAAAGCUCGUCAUCGCAAAGACCGAUUCUAACAUCCAGUUAGGAGGGCUGUUUGUGCUUGCCCUGUCGAAACGAAAUAAGCUAUUUCCACUACAUGUUAGCAUGUGGGAAAUCUUUACUGAAAUCAUCCAUUUGUGAUUGAGAUACGUUUGAUAUUUUUAAGGAAUGAGUUGUAUUUAUACACGCUAUAAAUAUUGGUCAUUUUAGACCACUUUUAAAUGUGUACAUAUAAAUAUGUGAAGGUGUUCUGUUGUAUAUUUUGUACAGAACUUGUUGUAUUUGCUUCCUUGCUAGAUGCCGAUAGAUGUAUAUGUCAAAUUGAAUUAUUGAAAGCUGCCGGGCUGCUGUAUAGAGGAUUUCCACCAUGUGCUUCGAGGAUAUAUGGUUUUUAUUUGGAGAUAUAUGCACCUGAAAUAAAUAUAUCUUCAACUGAAAUCAUCAGCUUUGUGUAUAUUUUGUAAAUGUCUAUAGUCGGAACAUGGAGAACCACUAUUAAAAAAGAUUAUUCUAUAGCA
Molecule: messenger RNA, 3400 nt
Organism: Fundulus heteroclitus (mummichog)
Lineage: Eukaryota; Metazoa; Chordata; Actinopteri; Cyprinodontiformes; Fundulidae
Product: nuclear receptor subfamily 1 group D member 1
Exons: 8
Coding region: 606-2327 (573 amino acids)
Biological process (GO): cell differentiation; negative regulation of transcription by RNA polymerase II; positive regulation of transcription by RNA polymerase II
Molecular function (GO): zinc ion binding; nuclear receptor activity; RNA polymerase II cis-regulatory region sequence-specific DNA binding
Source: RefSeq, a predicted model, not a curated record